Messenger RNA from Paramecium sonneborni, 337 nucleotides. Lineage: Eukaryota; Ciliophora; Oligohymenophorea; Peniculida; Parameciidae. The record is from the annotation of a GenBank genome assembly.
CUUCUGAUAUGGCUCAUUCAAUUCAUUCAAAUUAUUCAGAUAAAUAUCAAUAAAAUCAUAGAGUAAAGAGGAAUGAGGAUAUAAUAAUUAAAGUCUAUCACUAUUAAAGAUAUGCAACAGAUAGUGUAUUCGUCAGCAAUCCUGCGAGUAAUUGCCUAAUAAACUAAUGUACCAAUCUAAGAUUUUAUUGUUAAAAAUGAUUUCCCUUGUGACUCAACUAUUAGAACAUUGUAAGGUUCAAAACAAUAAUAUAAUUUUAGCAUCUAAUCCAAAACUAUUGACAUUGGUGCUGUCUAAUGGGGUAUGCAUUCGAUAGAGAAACUGCUGGAGUUGUUGA